GGUAUCUGGGGAACCUGCGUCCCCAGCAACAGAGCAGGGGCCCCCGCCUGGGUCUCCUCUUACAUUGGGGCCCGGAAAAAAGGGUGGAAGGUGGCUUUAUUUCCAGCUUCCCCGGGCUCGGUUUCAGCAGGGCCUUGGCUUCUGUAGCCCCUGAGAGCUGCCAUCCGCCUCCCUUAGCAACCAGGAGCGGUGGAUACAGCCGGCGGGUGGGGGCCCGGGCGGCUGCGGGGUGCCCAGGCGCCAAGUGACACCAGCCGUGUCCAAGUGCCCCGAGCACCUGUGACCGCAGUGCGAAGCCGCCACGCGAGCGCGACUGUCGCAGCGCCAGCGCGCAGGGGGCCCCACGCACCCACCCUCUGCACCUGCCGCGGGGCCCAAAAAGGAUCCUGCAAAAAUGAGCCAUUCUCACCCCGCUGGAUUACUUGAAGCAUAUGAUAGCCUUACCGAUAAACACCUAGCUGGAUAUUUCAACAAUAUGAGGAUAAGGCGGCAUCUCUUGAGAUCGGGGCUGAUCACAAGAAGUGGAAGAAUACUUUCUGAAAGAGAAUACAAACUAAAUAUCAUGAAGCGAGAUCACCAAAAAUAUAUCCGGGAGUGCUUAGCCCAGGCUAUUUUCCAUAAGGUUCUUGAUAUGGAGCGUUACCAUCAGCUGGAAGUAAAAAAGAAAUUGGAGACUUUAACAAAAAAGGAGAGAAUUCAGAGAUUUAAGGGAGAAAACACAAGACGGUUUAUUGAAGAUAACAUGCCAAGCCUAUCUCCCCGCCCCCCACUUGGCCCAAGGACUAAUCGUGGCCAAAAGGUUCUGGUUGAUGAAGGACAUUCCAGUCCAUUAGCACUGGCAGCCCCUCGCCCAUACACUGCCCCAGGAAAUAUGCAGCCUCCAAUUCGAUUACAGCCUCUUCCCCGUAAUCCUGCAGUGGAAACUGUUCCCAAGAUAACUUCAGGGUCCAGAUCAAAACCCUCACUGAUGGAAAACACAGCUCCGUUUCCUAUUGGGGGCAGGAAGGCGGUGACAAAGUUCAGGAACUCUGUAGGCAAUUCACAGAGAAUGGACCCGUACCGACUUCCAAACAUUAGCAGCUACAUGAUGCCCAUCCCCCCGCCACCUCCUCCCGCCAAUGGAAGAAGCACCAGAGAAAAUCGAUCUGAAAUGUGGAGGAGAACCUUCCGUCCCACCACUGCUCCCAACGGCUUCGAGCCCGUCUUCGCCAGGAAAUCAAGAAGUAUUUACAAAACAUCGCCACAUAGUAAUGCAGCUAUUACAAUGAUCUAUUUGGGGAAAAACGUACACCUAGCUUAUGAUAACCCAGACUUCCGGGAUGAAAUAAAAGUUUACCAACAGCACUGUGGUGGGGAAAAUCUUUGUGUCUACAAAGGCAAACUGCUUGAAAAAGAGACCUUUCAGUUUAUUUCCAAAAGGCACCAUGGUUUUCCCUUCAGUCUCACCUUUUUCCUCAAUGGGAUCCAGGUGAACAGGUUAAGCUCCUGCUGUGAAUAUAAGCACCGAAAAGGUUCCAGACUCGGAGGCAAACGAGGAUACUUUGGAUUUGUGUGUGUUGAGAGAUCAUCUCCUUGCUACAAGUGCAUUAUUGCAAUGGGCCUUGACAAAAAGCCAACUUCAGCAAGAUCUAAGAAAGAAAAGAUCAUUGAGAAAAGAGAGGAAGGGAGGAAGGGUGAGGGGACAGUGAGGAAGGCCGGAGAGAACAUGACACCAAGAAGAAAUGAGAUCAAGGGGGACAAAACCUGCAUCUCAGAUGUUUUUUCAACUCAAGAAAUAAAAACAAGGAACAGAGAAGUGGUAACUGCUAUGGAAGAAAUGGAACGUAAAGAAAAACCAAGACCAGAUGUUUGGGACAAUGCCCAGGACACUGCUUUAAAAUAUGACUAUGAAGAAGAUUUUGAAGUAGAUGAGGAGAAACAAGAUGAGAAAGCCAAUGAAGAAGGACAGGCUGAGGAGCAAAUGAAGGGAACAUCAAAGUCACCCUCAGACGAUGAAGAAGAUAAUUUAGUCCCCGAAAAGGAGAGUGAAACCUCAUCACAGAAGGCACCAGACGCCCAGGACAGGGUGGAGGAUGAGGAUGACGGGUGCUCUGACAAUGACUCAGAAGAGGAUAAACAAGGUAUAAAAAUGACAUCCUUAGCCUCAUUCAGAAGUCAUCACUAUUCGAGUGGCAGCGAGGAUGAGUCUCCACUGCGAGACAGGGAAGUCCACACUGAAAACAGCACAGAAGAAAGUUCCAGAAGUUCAUCUCCCCAGGAGCUGAGUGAAAAUGAUGAGCUGGGACAACCCCACCUUCUGAUUGAGGAAUCCUUAGAAACUGAAACUGAAGACCAAAAAGUAACAAAAGCAGACGUGGAGACCAAAUCUCCGCCAAGACAGGAAGACUUUGAGAACAUUCUUGAGGAAGAAAUAGAGCGAGGAAUUCCAGAGAUGGCAGAGAGUUCAUCUGAGAAGUCCAGGAAACAGGUGUCUGUAGGAGAAAAGGAAAAGAAGAGUAAGCUGCAGGAAGGAAGCACUUCUAAGGUGAAGGACAAAAAGGCAGGUUUCCUUGGGGUGGAGACAGGUGUUGGACAGAUAAUAAUGGACGCCGUGGCAUCGGGCUGCCACAGCCACUGUUAUGACGACGAGUCUGGUGUUAGCAGCGCAGAUGAGGAGUGGGUGCCCUGGGGGAAGCUGGAGAUGGACACGGGUGGAGCAACCAAAAGAGAUGGAGUGGCGGAGGCAAGGCCGGCGCUCAGCUCAAGCGAAGAGCCCCCGCAAGUUGCCCGGGAAAUGUCUGCCCUGGAGAACAGCGAGGCAGCGGAGGAAGGGGACGCUCCGGGGCGCAGGGAUGCCGCGCUGGAGGAACAGGGGGCCGCAGCGCUGCGGGGAGAAGGGGCAGUGAAGGAGGUUAACCCUGGGGAGGGACUGGCGACCGCAGAGCCGCCAGCCCUGGCAGAACAGUCUCCAGGGGAAAGAGGCGUUCCUCCAGGCAACGCAGGUGGGACCCAGGCCGGGGCAGAAGCCGACGGGGCGAGAAGGCUGGGAACGGCAGCAGGAGCUCCUGUGGGUCGGAACGAAGAUGAUGCUUCUGCAAAGCAGGCCUUGAUGCUAACUGUGCUGGAGCCAGAAGAGGCGGCCUGGGAGGGGGAGCAGGCUCCCCACACGGCAGCAGUUGCGAACAAGCAGGCGGCCCUGGACUGGAAGCAUCUCCGGGAAGCAGCACCCCCGAGAGAGGCGGGGACCCCGGACAGGAGAGGGGCCAGGACAGCGGCGGCCCUGGGUGAGGCGGCGCCCGGAGAGAUGGCUGCGGGGGCCGCUGGGGAGGAAGCACCUGCAGAGCCGGCGGACGCGGGGCCCCGGGGAGACUCAGCGACCCGCGCUCGGAAUGGCUCUGCAGAGGCGGCCCUCGGAGGGCAGCGGCCAGCGCGGGAGAGCAAGGGGGUCGGGAGAACAGGGGCGCCACCGAGCCCCUCGGCGGCAGAGGCGGGGGCCGGCUGGAUCCUGGGCCCAGGGGGCCGCCCGGAAGACCUUUGUAAGGAAGAUGCCGAAGAGGAGGACGCUGUCAAUGAGACGGGACCAAAGACGGAAUACGACGGGAAGGAAAGGCCACCCGAGGAGUUAGACGCAGCCAGAGAGAGGAGGAAAGCCGGAGGGCCGAGGACUGCUGUGCGGGCAGGUGGACGUGAGCGAGGAGAGGAGGCCCCGGCGGGCGCUGCAGAGGAAGAGCGGGGGCUGGUAGAAGAGAAAACAGCCGAGGAAGCGGGAUCCGGGGCUGAGAACCAAGCGCCGGUGACGGCGUCUGCAGCGUCGGAAGAUCCAGGGCUUCUAGAAGAUUCACUGGGAGGAGGGGAGAGUGUGCUCGAAGCCACACCUGGAUUUGAAAAGUCACCGGCAAAUGUGACACUGUCAAACGUGACAGCUCUGAGGAAGGCCGGAGGCACGGGCAGACUGAGGGCAGCGGGGGACGCGCAGCCCGAAGGCGGCGCGGGGCCGCGGGGCGGGCAGGAGGCGGCCCCCGCCGAGAGGAGACCUGGCCGGGGCCCCGGAGCAGCAGGUGCACCUGCGGGCGGGCUUGGGGGACAGCGGCCCCGGGACCCGCGUACCCCCGGCCAGGCAGAGGAGCCCGAGGCCGAAGACGGAGAGGGGAGAGGAGCGGGAGAAGGAGCGAGGGUCCUCGGGACCCUGGAGGACGCUCCUGGGCGGGGUCCCCCGACGGCAGGACGGUUGAGGGAAGAAAGCGUGGAUGAAGACUUGGAUAACGCCGGCACGCUGGGGACAGGCGUGGUGCAGGACAGGAGCACAGAGGGGGCCGGGGACAGGGCCCGAGCCGGCGAGGCCCGGGAAGACCCAGGCCCAGGAGGAACCGCUGCCCAAGCCCCUGCCGGGGAGAGGGAGGUGUUGGCAGGUUCCAAGACAGCUGAGGGGAAAGCAACAGCAAAGACAGCCGCCUCCCUGUCAGAGGCUGCGGGGGAGGAAAGCUGCGGUGGAGAGGAUGAGGGACCCCGCGCAACUGCAGAGGGGGUGGCGGUGGAGGGGUCAGCGGUGCGGGAGGGGACAGUGACGCCUGCACCUGAGGGUGGGGAGGCAGCUCCCGGAGAACCUGGGGACCUGGAAGGGAAGGCCCCAGGGCAAGGAAAGGGCCAAGAAGCAGGGACAGCGCAGGAGCAUGGGGGUCAGGAGUCAGGAGCAGGGGAAGAGUUACAGGGGCAGCAGAGGGCAGCCUGCAGAGAGGGCCCGCGGGCGGCGGCGGCGGCGCAUCCCGGGAAGCCGGAUUUCGCUGGAAGCCAGGAGGAGCCUACGGUGGAACGAGAAAGUGAGGGCGCGGCUGCCCCCCUGAACCACUAGGACGACUCCUGGCAGGCGGAUAUUUUAAAGAAGUCUUCUGGAAGAUAUGAAGAGUGGAGAAAGAUUCACCCAAUCAUCUCACCGGGACUUGAGAUUUUAUUUUCUUUUUUUGCUGUUUGUUUGUUUAUUUUGUUUUAAUCGCUGUGGUUGUCUGAGAUGGUCCCCAGUCUGUCUGUGCUGGCUGGCCAACAGCUCAUAGCUCAGUGAGCUCUCUGAGAAUAGCUCAGAGAUCGCAGAACCCUCCACAGGGACCCUGGUUCCUAAUGGAGAACUGCCAGGCUGUUCCACAUUCUAUACAACUAUCUUUUUCUAGAUUCAAAUAAAAAUGAUAGCUUUCACGUAUUUGAGUUUUACCAAAGAUCACCAAAAGGCCCAGUCUUGAUGCCUCAAGUUCGUUUAAAUUCUUUUUUAUUUUACAAUCUAUAGUCGUAAUGUCAUAGCCCAGAUCCUUUGCAUAAUCCCAAUUUCAUACAUGGGAGAUUCCUUUACAAUCUGUGGCUUGGUCUGUGAAAAUGAGUUGUAAGGUUCCUUUCCUGUACACUCAAGAUUAACAUUGCUGUAGAGCUCUGAGUCCCUCAGGAAAAGGAUUCCAUGGUGGGUAUUUUCACUUAACACUUAGAAACAUUCAUUCUUUUUAAUUAUGCUAGAAAAGGAAUUUAAAGUAGAAAUGUUAUUUCAAAAUGCCCCCUUUGGUGUAUAUGUUUCUGUAGUUCUGCUUUCUGAAGUAGACUUAGAGAAAUGGUAGCUUCUGGCAUUUUGUUCCUGGGGGCCUUAUUUAUAGGGCCACUCAAAUGUGAAUCAAGGUAGUAAAUAAUUUAGCUAAGUGGCAUGAGGAUAAUAAUUAGACCAGGUAAACAACACAUCAGCACGCACGCCAACACUCUAGACUCUUUCGUUGAUGUCAUUCAGUGGGAAGGAAACUGGGAUGAAAUUAGUGUGCUGAUCCCAUUCCCAAGUUUUGAUAUUUCUACCCUGUGAACUAACCCUGCAGUCCACUGUAAAGCAACAGUCACAAAUACUUUCUAAAUUACCCAGAUAUUUUUUCUAGUUGUGCAUCAGCCAGCCUUGUAAGAGUUUUGAUUUCCUUGAAGACAUACCAGUGCCCCCCAGGCACAUAUUUGUCUACCUUUUCUCUAUCUGAGGAGGUGAAAGAAUUUCCUAAAGCCAGACCACACGUACAGACUUUCAUAAAUGACUCAACCUUUGGCCCCACCCUAGAGAUUCCUAUUUCAUUAGUUUUAUGUAGGUCUGCACAUCAGCCUAUAUCAUCACUCAAUCUAUGCUGUCUCUAAGGACCAGGCAUACAAUUGUUGGAAGUGUUUUGUUUUUCAUUUUAAUGAAUAAUGGAGCCAUUAAAUGACCAAAGACACACUGUACUAGAGACAAUGAGCCAUGUGAUGAACUGGUCCCUUCAUGGGGAGCAUCAGUGUCAUCUGGAACUUGCCUCCUGGCCUCUUCUCCCACCUGUUCAAUUAGAAACUGUGGUUGGGUCCUAGUAAUUGAAGUUUUAAUUGGUUUAAUUCAGGUAAUUAUGAUGGACACUAAAAUCUGAAAACUGCUGUCAUGAACCAUUGAUUGUAUGGAGGAUUAGUCUCAGAGGGUGGCUUGUAGCAGGGUUGUAAACUUCCUGUCUGUGCCUCUCUUGUCUCUGCUUUUUCUACCCUUUUCCAACUUACCUGUUUCUUUUACUUUGUCUCCAAGAAAUGGUAUUCACUACAAAAGUGGUUAAGUCAAUCUUAAACUUUUCAUUAUAACGGCAUUGAUACAUACAUAAAUUCCUUCUGUUUCACCCCUUAUGAAAGGAUGAGUGUUACUCUUUGCCUGUCAUAAAUUCACAUUACUUGCAUGGUGGAUUGCAUCUACCUUAUAAUUUCAUUUAUGACUGAGCUGUAUUACCGUGGGGUUCUACAGUAUUGCUUUCCUGAUUUCAGCCUCAAUGCUACUGAGCACUUGGAGUGUUUAGCACCUAAUGAGAAAGAUUGUAAACUUGUUAAUCCAAUUGAAAAAUGAGUUUUGUACAACGUGCUAAAUGGAAAUUGUAUUGAAUUAUUUUUAUAUUUAACAUACUCCAUCAAAACAUUCUGUAACAUAAUUCUACAACCUGCAUGUGGGUUUAACUGUAAAAUUCAGUAUUGUGAUUUUUUUCAUGAAGUGAAUUAUUUCUCUUCAAAGACUAUGUUGAUAAAAUUAUUGUAUGUUCAACUGAAUUGAUUUUUUCCCUAGUUUCUUCAUUAUUAAAUGCAUAAAUA
Molecule: messenger RNA, 7077 nt
Organism: Nycticebus coucang (slow loris)
Lineage: Eukaryota; Metazoa; Chordata; Mammalia; Primates; Lorisidae
Gene: ERICH3
Product: glutamate rich 3
Exons: 15
Coding region: 395-4828 (1477 amino acids)
Source: RefSeq, a predicted model, not a curated record